CUUUCUUCCAUCAUUUUCUGAGUGCAGUUGACUUGUGUGAAGCUGGUGAUUCAGCGUUACAGGCCUCAGCAGGUGUCUGGACUGACGGAGGUCCAAGAUGCCUUCAUCCACCAGAACAAAGAAGAGAAAGUCAGAGAAGGAUAUUUUGGAGUCCCAGUCCAAAUCUUCUAAAGUCACCUUGCUGAGCCCGUCUCUCCUCCUACUGGAAAUCCCUGCUGACACCAACACCAGCCUCCCAGUCUGGGAUGCCCUGAGAUCUCAGCACCUCAACAUUGCCUGGACCUUCAACCCCUACAGCAUGACCAUCCACUUGACCCCUGUGACCUCUAAGCAGAGCACCACCACAACUUCCAGCAAAAGUGAGAGUCCGUCGAGCGUGGCACAGACCUCAGCGCCUUCUUCCAGCAUGCUGCAGCCUCAGAUGGUCAUCCAGUCCAUCGCUCAGCUGUAUGGCGCCUCCCAGAACACCUCCUGUGUCGUGCUCAACUUCUCUCAGAACAGUACCCAAUCUCUGCCAAGCCCUCCAAACCCUAACCCAGCCACCUCCCUCAUCUGUCCGCUGCCUCUCAUCAUCACCCAACCACAGCCUGCCUGUCUGCCCAGCACCCCUACGAAGAAAGAGGUCCCGCCCGCCAUCCAGACCCCGACAGCCACCCCCACCAAGCUGCAAGCCCCAUCCAAGGUGCCUGUCCUGUCUCCGUUCCACACGAAGAGCUCGGCUGACAUCCAGAUCUGUGACAACUUCCUCUUGAAUAUGUGUCACGCCGGGAAGAAGUGUAAGAUGCACCACACUCCCUACCCGUUUCACUGGCAGCUGUGGAGUGUGAUCACACACCAGUGGAUCGACAUCGCCCCUCACUCUCAGGUCUUACUGGAGAGGAUCUACAGUGAUGUCACCCAAGAGGUCAUUUACCUCAAGGAUGGGCAUGUACGCUACACUCUGAACUUUGACUCGAUGGAGUUGGAUGACCCAUCUAAAUAUGAUGCAGUUAGACGACUGACAAACUCAGACAGUCUGGUCAGCAACCCUUACUUUCCGAGCAAAUGGAAAAUCUACUGGUGGAACAACUUCGAGUGGGAAGAGUACAACAAGACUGUGUCCACCUGUCUGCUGAAGAAGAUGAGUAAAAAGGAGCCAGAGUCUUCCUUCUGUAUUGGCUCACAGGAGUACAAGGUUGACUUCACCACCAUGACUCAGACCAACGUCACCACAGGGUUCCAGAGGGAAGUUCGCUGCAGACCCGUCUACCGCUCCCCUGAUUCCAUGCAGCCAUACCUGCAGACAGGAAUCCAGACUGCCAGUGAUCCCCCACCAGCCAACUUCAGCGUGGACCCCCUAGAGGAGUUCAGCUCAUGGUAUCCUCCAGUGUGGUGUCUGGCCUCAGAGCAAGACUACAGCCUGGUGGAUGUUCCGGCCGGCACACAGGCCUACAGGGCCGUCCAAAACCUCUUCCAUGAGAGCCUACCAGAGACCAAGGUGGACAUCAUCAGCAUCCAGCAGGUCCAGAACCUCCUCCACUGGGACAAGUACCAAAGGCACAAAGCUUACAUGCAGAAGCAGCAUUCCAAGUCCAAGGAGCCUUUGGAGAGACAUCUCUUCCACGGGACAACCAAAGAGGCCUCAGAGGAAAUCUGCCACAAUAACUUUGACCCUCGCCUGGCCGGGGUCAACGGAGCAUCCUGCGGUUAUGGCUCCUACUUCGCCACCACCGCCUCCUUCUCCAACACCUACUCAGCUAAGACGGGGCCAGAUCAGGUCCGCCACACGUUCCUGGCCAAAGUCCUGGUAGGGAAGGUGAGUGUUGGGAAGAGCAACUACCGCCGGCCGCCGCCACUUAUCUCGAAGCGGCAGGAGUACCGUCUGUAUGACACCUGUGUGGACAACGUGGACCAACCCACCAUGUUUGUAGUUUUUGAUAGCUGUCAGUGCUACCCAUAUUACCUCAUCAAGUAUAAAGACCUGCCCAAGGAGAUUGAUAUUUGAUGAAAAAGAAAAGGCAUUGAUUGCAGGAGAGCUAGUUGAUGUUAAUUGUUCAUACAUAAACAUCGUUAAAGGUAUCCAGUUUUAAGAUGACCUGAAAUGUUAUCAAAUUUUAUCAUCAACAGCUUCAGUAAAUGCUCAGUUCGCUUGGAUAAAAUGCACAAUAUAUAGAUUAUAUGCAAUGAUGUUUGCCCUGACAACAAUGAAGACAUGUAAGCAGACAGUUAAAAUGUAGUUCAAACUCACAAAGCACUUUAUUUUGGUUAUUCAAACAUUUUUACAUCAAUGGAAAUGAGUACUUUUGUUUUUCUGAAUCAAAUUGACAUCUGUUAGGUUUAUGAAAAUAAACCCCUCACUGGAUACAUUCAUCUCUGCAUUUCAACAUGAUAAACAAGUUUGACCAUCCAUUGUUAUAUUUCUAUCUGUUAAAAUACAGCCAUAUACCUGAUUGUAUGUUUUUUUUUUUGUUGUUGUUGUUUUUUCAAACGUUAGACUGGAAUGUGUUUUACCUGUGUCUUGUAGUAAAAGCAUUUAUAUUUCAAAA
This is a messenger RNA of Micropterus salmoides (largemouth bass), 2525 nucleotides long. Its product is annotated as protein mono-ADP-ribosyltransferase TIPARP-like. Gene Ontology annotation, molecular function: metal ion binding; NAD+ poly-ADP-ribosyltransferase activity. The record is from RefSeq and is a predicted model, not a curated record. The transcript is spliced from 6 exons. Bases 98 to 1984 code for a protein of 628 amino acids. NCBI's taxonomy places the organism in Eukaryota, Metazoa, Chordata, Actinopteri, Centrarchiformes, Centrarchidae.